Paramecium sonneborni is the source of this 3781-nucleotide messenger RNA. The record is from the annotation of a GenBank genome assembly. Lineage: Eukaryota; Ciliophora; Oligohymenophorea; Peniculida; Parameciidae.
AUGCGCAAUAGUCUAAUAACCCAACUUGAAUUCAAAGAUGGAAUAUAUUAAGGAUAAACAUUACAAUCAAGAUAUAAAUAAGGAAUUGGAGUUUAUUUAUGGGAGAAUGGAUCUGCUUAUUUUGGUGAAUGGAAAUCAGAUUAAAUAGAUGGUAAUGGAAUUCUGUUCUUACCACCUAAAACUAUAAUACAAGGAUAAUUUAACACAGGAAAAUUACAUGGAAAUACUCUUAUAUCGACAAGGUUAGCUAAAUAUUAAGGUAAAUGGCUCAACGGUUUACCUAAUGGAAGUAUGACUGGUUAUUCAAACUAAGGAGAAGUUACUAUAGCUUUCUAAGAUGGUAAACCUACUAGAGGUUUAAGUUAAAGAGAAUAAUCAUUCGAUGUACCUAGUAUAAAGAAUGUUUAAUGUUACAACAGUUCUGCUUUAUAAUCUAUUGAUUGGUUAGAUGGAACUUUCUAUGGAGUUACAGCUAAAAAUUCAGCUAAUAAAAUUGCACCUAAUGGUUUAGGUAUUUAUUUACCCAAAAAUGCAUUAUUUUAAUGUGGAUAAUUUAAAGAUGGACACUUAAAUGGUUUAGGUAGAGUAUAACAAACAACAGGUGAAGUAUAUUAAGGAUUUUUUGAAAAUGGAAAAUAUCAUGGAAGAGGCAUCUAUUUAUUUAAAGAAGAUGAAUUAUAAUGGGUAAAGGGUUUGUGGAGAUUUGGAGACUUAAUUGAAAUAUACCAAAAUGGAUUAGUUAAAAAUUGUACUGCUCCUAAAGAUCUUAUGUGUAUAUUUAUUAUUUCAUUAUUUAGUUCCAUACAGUGAUCAUAAAAACCCUAUCUCUAUUAGAUAACCAAUCAAUCUUAAUAAUAUUAAGGAAAUUGAAGACUUAUUUUAAAUACAAUUCUCUAGAUAAUAACCUAUCCAAUAAUAAACUACUAAUACUAAUACUACUCCGAGUCCUGAACCUAAAACAAAACUCUCUAAUCAUAAAUAUUUUUAAAAUUCCAUGACUACCUCUUAUUAGAGAAUUUCAGAUGCUCUACUUACAAAUAAAUAAAACUCAUCUCCUGAAAGAAACAGCACAUAAUUAAUCAACUAUUAUAAAGGAUAAUUAAAAGAUAUUGAUUAAAAUGAAUUAAAAUAAUCAUCUAAAUCUAGCAAACCUAAAUCAAAUACUAAAAAAUCUCAUUCUAAUUCUAAAAAAUGUUUAAUUCAAAAUUCUAUCAAUAAAGAUUCAAUUAAUAAUAAAUCAUCAAGUAAAUUAAAUUAAUCAGCCUAUGUUGAAGAAAUUAAAAAACUAUAAACUCAAUUCACCAAACCUUUUGAUCACAAUAAAAGUGUUCAAUCUCAAUAAAGCUAAAUUUAUUAAGCAAUCUUGGAUAGUGAAGAACAUUCUAGUUAGAGAAGCGAAUUAUUUUAAGAAAAGUAAUAAUCAUCACCAAAAGAUCAUAUCGAUUAAAUUAUACAAAAAUCUAAAAAUUAUUAAAAAUAACAAUCUAUUGAAUAAUCAAAAUAAUCCAUGCUUGAUUAAUCAAGAUAAUCGAGAUAAUCAAGAUAAUCUUAUUAAUCAAAAUAACUCAAAAGUCCUUAAAAUUUAUAACAAUCUAAAUCAUCAUAAUAAUCAAGAUGUAAAUCUUCUGAAGGUAAUAAAAAAUAGUUUCAAUAAAAACAUGAAUUUUAAGAUCUAAAUAAAUUCAAAAGUGAAGGUAAUUAAAUAAAAAAUAAUGCAAGUAAAUAAACAGAAUAACUUCCAUUAGAUACAUCUGAAUAAUCUUAAAAAUUAUGGGAAUCCAGAUAAAUUAAAGAAUUUUCAUAAUAAAGAGAUUCAAAACCAUCAAUCUAAUCCUCAUAACCUGUAUCAUAAAGAAUUUCAAUCAAUUCUAUGAAUUAAGUUGCUUCUUAACAAAUUACUCCCCAGUAAUCACAUAGAGAUUAAUAUGAAUAAAUUAAGUAAUAAUCAUAAUAAUUAUAAUAAAUUUAAUAGUUUUAAGAAUCCUAAUAAAUCAAAAAACUAUAAUAAUCAUAAUAGUCUUAAUAAUAAAUAAAUCAAUAAUAAUAAUAAGACAUAGAUCAUAACAAAAAGUUGAGUUUCUGUUAAUAAGAUUUUGCUUUAGAUAUGAGAAAUACAGCAAUAUUUAAUUAAGUUGAAUCUAAUCAAUCUAGUUAAAUGAAAUUUCAUAAACAUAAAAGAAGUUAAUCAUAAACUGAUUUUGAUAAAUUUGACAUCUAAGAUGAUACUUAAAUGAAAUUAAUCAAAUAAUAAUAAUAAUAUAUGUAAUAACUAAUAGAAUAAUAAUAAAAAGAACUAGAAUAGCUUAAAUUUCAGUAAUAAUAAUUAGAAGAAGAAAAUUAAAUCUCAUAAAGUAGACCAGGAUAUAAAACUAAUGCUUCAAUGGAUUCAUAAGAGAGUUAUCCUUAGUAAUAAUCUGAAAGCUUUCAUUAAGAUUUUAUCAAAUCAGUAAGUGAUGUAUUAAAGAGUGAGUUGAAAAAAAAAUAAGAAGAUUCAAUUAUCAGAGAUUAUUAAAAUAAUUCUCCUCAUUUUGAACAAUCAAAAAUAACAAAUAAUUAGCAAUCUAUGUUUUUUAAUGACGUUUAGAGUUUAGAAAAUGUUAAUGUAAAUGAAAGAGUAAAUAAGAGAACAUCAAGCAAAUAAUAAGAAGAUAUCAAUAAAUCAAGAGCUGAGUCUCUAUUGAUAAAAAAAUAACCAGUAUCUCACAGUGAAUUAGAUGAUUUGUAAAUUGAUAAAGUUUAAGAUGCAUUGUCUAAAUAAUCUAGACAAUCAAGACAAUCAUUUCAAUCAAGAUUUUCUGGAGAAAAUAAAUAGUAAAGAUCUUAAUCACAUCAAUCAAGUUAACGAAAUUAUUCCAAUUAAUAACAUUCCUUUUAUUAAUAAUAAUCACAGGAAUAAUUUUAUGCUCAAAAAUAGUCAUCAGCUAUUUAAGAAAAUGAGUAGUCUUAAAAUCAAUCAUAAAAUCAAGAUUAAUACAUUAAAGUUGAAUUAAUUACUUAAAUUAAUAACUAAGAUCAAAUACGUCAUAUUGAAAAUAAACAAGAUCAAAUACGUUAUAUUGAAAAUUAAUAAGAUCAAAUACGUCAUAUUAAAAAUUAGCAAGAUCAAAUACCUCAUAUUGAGAAUAAAUAAGACUAAUCAUUUAGUUCACAAUAGAUAUCUAAUAUUUCUAAUCAAUUUUAAAAUGAAACAAAUAGUAUAAAAAAAUAAACUCAAGAAGAGUCUAUUUUAUCAAAAUAAAAAUAAUAAGAUAAUAAUAUUCUAAAAUAAAAAUAAUAAAAUACUGUAUUAAAAAAGAAAGAGUAAGAUUAAAGUAAAUAAGAAGAAUCAAAUGACUAAUUAAUCAAAAAAUAAUCCUAAAAAUAGUUUUCUUAAACAUAAUUGAAGUAUGUAGCUUGUCCAUCCUAACAUUCUUUACCAGGUUAGGUAAAUUUUUCUGAUAAAUAAUUUUAAAUUAAACCAGAUUAAUAGAGUGAAAAUAUAUAAGUAACCAUAAGAGAUGAUUAAUCAGAUACAAAUUAAAAUAUUCAGGAAAUAAAACUACAAUUAGCAGCUUAAAAGGAAAUACUUUCAUAACUUUAUCAUUCAAUUUAAGAAUCUAAAUAUAUGAAGGUUUCAAAUUUUGAUUCUGAUAAGAGAAUAAGUGAAUAAAGAACAGUAAAAAGAGGAAUGGUUAGCGGAGUAGUUGAUCCAUGUAGUAGUCCAAUAAAGAAAGUAAUUAUAACAAAAGGAGCAUUCCCUGCUUUUACUAUUAUAAAAUCCUUAUCACCGAUAAGACUUUGA